AUGGCCCGAAUCUCGUUGGACUGCCCCAACUCUUUACCAGGGAUCCCCCUCAGUGUGCUGUCAGUGCCCAUGGAGAAUAAAUACAAAUGUCAGCAGUGUCUCCAGGUCCUGAGGAAGCCUGUCCAGGCUCAGUGCGGCCACCGCUUCUGUGUACACUGCUUCAAGCAGCUCACCAGUGCCGGGCCAAAGCCUUGUGAAGCCUGUCGCCAAGAGGAGAUUUACGAGGAACCUAUUUCCAUUCUAAAUAGCAAUGAGGCUUUUCCAGACAAUGCAGCUGGCCGCGAAAUAGCAAGUCUGCCUGCCAGGUGUUUGAACCAGGGUUGUGAUUGGACAGGCUCAAUAAAAGAAUAUGAGGCGCAGCAUGAAGGUCGCUGUGAAUUUGAGCGGAUGCAGUGCGAGGCCUGCAAAGCCUUGAUCCUUCGAACAGAGAAGGACAGACAUAAUGAGAGAGAAUGUGAAGCCAGAACGCUCAACUGUAAAUACUGCAAGAUGACCUUCAACUUUAAAGACAUCAAGGCCCAUGAUGAGAUCUGUCUGAAGUUUCCCUUACAAUGCAAAGACUGUGGCAAAAAGAAGAUCCCACGAGAAAAGUUCAAUGACCACAGCAAAUCAUGCGCCAAGUCAAAAAGUGCCUGUCCAUUCAGUGAAGUGGGCUGUAAAUCUGUGAUAGAUAACGGGAAGCUCGGCGACCAUGAGCACAGCAGCACCAUGGAGCACUUGCGUCUGCUGCUGCCCAUGGUGCUGUCCUUGGUUCGGACGCGUGCUGAUGCUCCUGGUCAGGGAGAGUGGCAGGAGGACUCUGGUCUGGGCCUGUACAGGGCUCCUGAGGAGGGAGUCACUAUGGGGUCUGGAGCUGCAGCCUCUGUGCACUCUGUUGAUGUGGACAAAAAGGUGAGCGCUUUAGAAAACAUUGUGUGUGUCCUGAACCGAGAGGUGGAGCGCAGUUCGGUUACAUUGGAGGCUUUCUCGCAUCAGCAUCGUUUAGACCAGGAAAAAAUCGAAAACCUCUCCAACAAAGUGCGUCAGCUGGAGCGGACGGUCAACAUGAGAGACCUGCAGCUGUCUGAAACGGAGCAGCUGGUGCGAGAGCUCCAGUUCUGCACCUACGACGGGAUAUUUGUGUGGAAGAUCUCUGACUUCUCGCGCCGCAGACAGGAUGCUGUGGCUGGUCGAGCACCUGCAAUGUUCUCACCAGCGUUUUACUCCAGCAAGUACGGCUACAAAAUGUGUCUGAGGCUGUACUUGAACGGCGAUGGCACAGGUAGAGGAACUCACCUUUCGCUGUUCUUUGUCGUCAUGAGGGGAAAGUGUGACGCUCUGCUCAAGUGGCCAUUCAGUCAGAAGGUGACUCUGAUGCUCUUGGACCAGAACAACAGGGAGCACAUCAUCGACGCUUUCCGCCCCGACGUCAGCUCCACCUCCUUCCAGCGGCCAAUCAGUGAGAUGAACAUCGCCAGCGGCUGCCCACUCUUCUGUCCUCUGGCCAAACUGGCUGGCAAAAGCCCCUAUCUGCGAGAUGAUACCAUUUUCAUCAAGGCUAUUGUAGACCUCACAGGCUUGUAGGGUGUACUCUGUGGAAGUUACACCAAAGCAUGUAUACAGGAAAAAACACAGUGAGCAAGUUGAGAAUUAAUUAUAGUGAUAAUAUAUCUGUAAGAUACUAUGAUAAUAUAUAUAACAAUAUAUAAUAUAUUAUUGCACUAUGAUAUUACACAAUAUUAUAUCUGCACUAUAUGUUAAGAAUGUCAUCAGGUGUCACAUUAUCCAUCUUUAGUGAAGCUAUUAGAUUUAUAAAAGUGAAGCUAUUUCUGCUUAAUGUCCUGUGUAUUUAAGACUUCAGGCAGUAGUUAGAUUACUUUAAAAUGUAUUUCAGUAUCCAGCUGUCAGCAGGUGUUAAAGAGAAGUGCUUAAAACUGUAAGAGACAGUAGGAGCUUUAGGAGGCCUGUAAUCAUCGAUCAUCCUGAUGUGACCCUGUUGGCAUUCAAAUUAAAUUAUUAUUUGCAUCAGAUACCUUUCUUAUGUUAUACAUAUCUACAUAAAGUAUAUAUUGUAUUAAUUAUUAUACUCCAGACUCUGCUCUGUAUCAUGUGGUCUUUCACAUGCAGGUCAAACAUUGGCCAACUCCAUCAAUCCAAAAACAAUGUUCUGCUCCCUGACAGAAGUUGAGGUUUCACAGUAAUGGUGUACAUCAAAACCUUUAUCAGAUAUUUUAUAAUUCUGCCUUAAAACAUACAUUUAAACUCCUAACGAAUGUGACUUGUGACAUAGAAGUGAAGACAGGCAUGUGAUCCAUGGAUUCUGAUCAUUCAGGUCAUUUGAACAGCGCAUCACGGUGAAAUAAAACAUGAACAGAGAUAGAUGAUAUAAUUUACCUGUUGAAAAUGAUAUUAAAAGUACUCCGUAAAGUCAAACAGUUUAAAUUUCGUGACAACUUGGGCACAAUGUGUAGCACAAAGUCCUGCUUAAGCUAUAAGUAAGUAGAAAUCUUCAUAUUCACUGUGUGUUAUUCCAUCUCUACAACAUAUCCACUAUCCAUUAUUGAAAUUUUACUUUUUACUAUCAUACUUUGGUGUAUUUUAUGUGUAACAUGCUUCUAUCAAAAUCACCCUUAGUUUUAAUGUACUAUCAAAAUAAACAACAUGUUAAUUGAUGAAUGGACCUCGUGUGAAGGCUUUGGUGGUGAAUAUAUGUCAAUUGUGUUAAUUGAAAUGUUUUUUAUUAACAUAAAUAAUGUAGUGGUCAUCAGAGGUGUGGACUCAAGUCACAUGACUUGAAUCAACUUCACAAAAUCAAAGAGGACAUGCAACUUGACUUGGACUUGAACACCAGUGACUCAUGACUUCACUUGGACUUGAGGUUAAAAAAGUAUGUUACUUAAAAAGUGUGUAUUUCCUAAAUAAACUAGCAUAAAUGCUAUUUAUUUCCAGCAAGUCGACACUUCAUUCCUCAGAUCCACUUUGUGUGAGCCAAUUUGACAACAUCCAAUCAAGUUACAGUAGAGGACCAUGAAGAACAAACGUUAGUGAGCACGAGUUGGAAAAAAAUGUACCAAAGAUAAUUUCAUUUAUAUACAAAACUACACGGUGGUCAACAAAAGCAAAAACAUUGUAGUAUGCAAAGCGUGGCAGUUGAAAAUUACAAAGGAGAACCAACAACUUCCAAUAAACUCACUUUUGUAAAUUUAAGUUAUUAUUUUGUUGUUAAAAUGGCGUUACAUUUUUUGAAGAGCCUGUUAUGACAAGCUUAGGACUUGAAACUCAAAGUUUAGGACUUGGGACUUGCCUGUCUUGACUUGGUACUUGAGUGUAAAGAAUUGAGACUUACUUGUGACUUGCAAAACAGUGACUUGGUCCCACCUCUGGUAGUGAUUCUAUAUAAGCAGUAGUUUUAGUUUUUGCUGGAGAAAUACUGUGGAUUUAUUUGGACUUCUGUAAUGAUAAUAAACCACUACCAAAUAUA
Epinephelus lanceolatus (giant grouper) is the source of this 3460-nucleotide messenger RNA. The record is from RefSeq and is a predicted model, not a curated record. Lineage: Eukaryota; Metazoa; Chordata; Actinopteri; Perciformes; Serranidae.